Symbiodinium sp. CCMP2456 is the source of this 444-nucleotide messenger RNA. Lineage: Eukaryota; Dinophyceae; Suessiales; Symbiodiniaceae. The record is from the annotation of a GenBank genome assembly.
AUGCCAUGGACUCCACUCCCACGAGAACUGAAGGUGCAUUGUUUGCGACUGCUGCAUGCCAGUGACGUGCUGGCCUGUGGUGGCUCGUGCUGGGUGGACUUUGCCGCCGUAGAUGCUGAGGAGCUGUGGGCGCUCUUGUUCCAUCGUGACUGGCGAUGGCUUUGUGCCGAUGGACCGUGCAGCUGCAGUUCUUCAAGGCAGAGCCACCGAAGACUUUCAGAGAAAGUCGGCAGCUGCCGUGCUGCCUUCGUGGUGCUUGGCGGAUGCGUCCGGAGAGAUGACGGGGGACGACAUGAAGAUGGAGUGGCCACUAGCAUGCACGAGAGUGCCGGGGGUUCUCUUCUGGGUCGUUCGGGCUUCAAGGAGUUUCGGCUUUCGGCUUUAGGGUUUGAGGCUCAAAGGGUUGGGAGGCCCAUGAUGUCAGAGCUCAGAGCAGCCCAAUGA